AUGCGGACGCCCGUGGUGAUGACGCUGGGCCUGGUGCUCGCGCCCUGCGGGCUGCUGCUCAACCUGACGGCCACGCUGGCGCCCGGCUGGCGGCGGGUGAAGGGCUUCCUCAACCAGCCGGUGGACGUGGAGCUGUACCAGGGCCUGUGGGACAUGUGCCGCGAGCAGAGCAGCCGCGAGCGCCAGUGCAACCAGCCGGACGUGUGGGGCUACUUCGAGGCCGAGCCCGUGCGCGUGGCGCGGGCACUCAUGGUCACGGCGCUGGCCACCACGGCCCUGGGGCUGCUGCUGGCGUCGCUCGGCGUGCGCUGCUGGCAGGAGGAGCCGCGCUUCCCGCUGGCCGGCCUCGCGGGCGUCGUGCUCUUCGCCGCCGGCCUCCUCAGCCUCGUGCCGGUCUCCUGGUACAACCACUUCUUGGCCGACCGCACCGUCCUGCCCGCCGACGCCAGCCCGGUCACGGUGCACGUCAGCUACAGCCUGGUGCUGGGCUACCUGGGCAGCUGCUUGCUGCUGCUGGGCGGCUGCUCGCUGGCGCUCAGCUUGGCGCCCUGGUGCGAGGGGCGCUGCCGCCGCCGCGGCCGCCGCAAGGAGCCCCCCGGCAGCCCGCGCCGCAGCAGCAUCAGCACGGUGCACGUCGACUGGCCCGAGCCCACGCUCCCGCCCGCCAUCAAGUACUACAGCGACGGCCAGCACCGGCCGCGGCCCGCCGAGCUCGGCGCCGCCCGCAAGCCCAAGGCCGGCUUCCCCAUGCCGCGGCCGCAGCCCCGCGCCUUCAGCAACCAGCUAGACGUGCUCCGCGGGGAGGACGCCCACUCCCCCGGCGACUCCUUGGGCAGCACCGGGUCCUGCCACGCCUCGCUGCCCUGCGACUCCGACCUGUAG
This is a messenger RNA of Leptonychotes weddellii (Weddell seal), 882 nucleotides long. RefSeq names its product claudin 23 (gene CLDN23). Lineage: Eukaryota; Metazoa; Chordata; Mammalia; Carnivora; Phocidae. Gene Ontology annotation, molecular function: structural molecule activity. Gene Ontology annotation, cellular component: bicellular tight junction; membrane. The record is from RefSeq and is a predicted model, not a curated record.